This is a messenger RNA of Helianthus annuus (common sunflower), 4902 nucleotides long. RefSeq lists its product as uncharacterized. The record is from RefSeq and is a predicted model, not a curated record. The transcript is spliced from 3 exons. NCBI's taxonomy places the organism in Eukaryota, Viridiplantae, Streptophyta, Magnoliopsida, Asterales, Asteraceae. Bases 1 to 4902 code for a protein of 1633 amino acids.
AUGGAUGAACGUAAAAAAGAUGGGGUGAGUAACCAAGAUGAUCGUGGUAAGUCGUCGAUGCAGUUCAAGGGUAUUUCUACCCGUGGAGUUGGUAGUGAUGGUAAUAUGGUUCUGCCGAGAAGGGGUAUUGUCAUCAAUGAACCUAAGCCGAUUAAUGUUAUUGAUGAAUUAACCAAGGUUACGUUUCCGGUUCUGUUGGAAAAGCCGGUGAACCAAGGUCCGGAUUGUGGUUUUUCGAAUACAAUAAAGGAUGGGCAAGAUGGGGUCAAAGAGGUUAAUGCGGAUAAUGGCAGCUCUUCGAAAGCUAAAUCAUAUGCUGAUUCGUUACUUACUAACAAGAAUGUUAAGCUGAAUUUUCGUGCUCUUGCUAGUGAUAGUAUCCAUGAGGGGUGUGAUGUCGUUCUUCCAAGGGAAUCUGUGCGGGUAGUUCAAAACAAAAUGGCUAAUACCCUAUAUGGUUAUUUUCUGGGUGAUCGGGUAGCUUAUCCGGUUGUCGAUUAUUUUGUACGUAAUAACUGGAAGAAGUAUGGUGUCCAGAAAUCUAUGAUGAAUGCUAACGGGUUUUUUUUCUUCAAGUUCUCGGAUGAGGCAGGUAUGCUAAAUGCUUUGAAAGAUGGCCCAUGGAUUAUUCGGUCGCAACCUCUUUUUCUAGACAUUUGGAGCCCGACUUCAAAAUUGGAAAAAAAGGAAGUAAAGAAAGUGCAGAUUUGGGUUAAAAUUCAUGAUGUUCUGAUUGCGGCUUAUACGGAGGAUGGUCUAAGUAUGAUUGCAACUACAAUUGGGGAGCCGAAAGUCUUGGAUUCUUAUACGUCGUCGAUGUGUACGGAUAUGUGGGGAUGGAGUAGUUAUGCAAGAGCGUUAAUAGAAGUCUCGGCUGAGAAGAGCUUAAGGGAGAACAUUACGUUAGCGAUUCCUGAACCGGAGGGGGAGGGUUUUGUUAAGGAGUCGAUGUCGGUUAAGUAUGAAUGGUCCCCGUUGAGAUGCGGCCAUUGUUGUGUUUUUGGGCAUUCUAAUGAAACGUGUCCUAACCAACCUAAACAGCAGGGUAAUAUCCGUAAUGCUACUAGGGCUGGUAAGAAACCAGUGAUCGAUGAUGAGGGUUAUAUGGGUGUUCAUGGUAAGAAGGUUGCUAAGAAGACUGGUUUCCCGGUCAAUAAGCCGAAACCAAAGUUUGAAUAUCGGCCUGUUGCUUCUAAGAAGAAUCAUGUGUCGGGUAAUGGGUCGUCUGAGCCUAAGUUUCAAUCGGCUAAUCCGUUUGAUGUUCUAAAUGAUCCUAGUGUUAAUGAGGAAGAGGCGGGUAAUAAUUCGGGUGAGGUUCCUGUAGAUGAGGAGGAGAAUGAGGUGGAGGAUGGUUUUGUUGAUGGGGACGGGGGUUUGAACCGCCCCAUUAAGCAAGCUGAGGUUCGUCAAGUUAUUAAGGAUGUUAAUUUAAGCUUAUGUGCUGUUCUUGAGUCUCACAUUGAUCCGAGUAAUCUUUCUAAAAUUUGUAAGGCGGUCUUUCGGUCGUGGAGUUGGACGUCUAAUGGGGCUCUUUGUAAUAAAGGUACCAGAAUUAUCGUUGGUUGGAAUCCGUUAGUGUUUGAUGUUAUGGUGCUUUUUCAGUCGGAUCAGGUUAUGCAUUUGCAGCUGUUUUUUAAACAUGAGAAAAAAAUGUUGUUUUGUUCGAUUAUAUAUGCUGCAAACUAUUAUAUCUCUCGUAGGGAGUUAUGGAACCAUCUCGUUUUGCAUAAGGCGCUUGUCCGUAAUGAUCCGUGGGUUAUGCUAGGUGACUUUAAUUCAGCUUUGUACCUUGAAGAUAAAUCUAUGGGGUGUUCUUCGAUUUCGGCUAGCAUGAGAGACUUUCAAACGUGUGUUAAUGAUAUUGAGAUGCUGGAUCUGAAUCAGUCGGGUUUACAUUUUACGUGGAGUCAAAAGCCAAAGAAGGGAAUUGGUUUAAUGAAAAAGAUAGAUAGAGUCAUGGGGAAUUCUCAGUUUGUAACCCAAUUCCCGAAUGCUGUGGCUGUCUUCUGCCCAGCUCGGUUAUCGGAUCAUAGUCCGAGUAUUCUCAAAAUUCCGGUUGUUGGGAAAGUUAAACACAAGUCGUUCAAGUUUGCUAAUUUUCUUGUUCACAAACCAGAUUUUUUAGUCAUUGUGAAGCGUAUUUGGGAUACGGAUAUUAGAGGGGUGUAUCAAUUCUCGGUCGUGAAAAAACUUCGGAUGCUAAAGUCUCCUCUUCGAGUAUUACUCUUUCAGCAAGGUAAUUUGCACAAAAAAGUUCAAGAAUUACGUGAGAAACUUGAUCAGAUUCAGCGAGAGCUCGAUAGUAAUCCGGCUAGUUUGAUUAUUCGAGAGGAAGAAACUUCUACUCGUCGUUCUUAUCAGGAAGCUUUAUUGGAUGAAGAGCGGUUCUUGAAACAGAAAUCCAAGGUGGAUUGGUUGGCGGUUGGAGAUAUGAAUUCAGCUUUCUUCCACUCGUCCCUUAAAAAUAAAGUUCAUUAUAGUCGUAUCAAUGUUAUUCAGGACGCUAAUGGGAAGGUGUAUGAGGAUGAGCUUGUCCAGUUUGCGUUUGUUAAUCAUUACGAGAACUUUUUGGGUCACAAAGGUGACAUUUCGCUCAGUCCGGCUCCAGAUUUAUUUACAAACAAGCUGAAUAUUGAUGUUUCGGGUCAUAUGGUGCGUCCGGUUACGCCUGAUGAGGUUAAAGGGCGAUGUUCUCGAUUGGGUAAGCUUCUUAGGGAAUUGAACCACACGAUUCUUGUUCUUCUUCCCAAGACGUCUUCCCCGUCAGUGGUUACGGACUAUCGUCCGGUUGCUUGUUGCAAUGUAUUGUACAAAUGCAUUAGCAAGAUUGUAGCUGAUAGAAUAAAAGUGGGUUUGAAUGAUAUUGUUAGUGUCAACCAAUCAGCUUUUGUGCCAGGCAGGAGGAUAUCGGACAAUGUUUUACUUACACAAGAGUUGAUGCAUAACUAUCAUUGUAAUGUUGGCCCUCCGAAAUGUGCUUUCAAAGUGGAUAUUCAGAAGGCGUAUGACACUGUCGAUUGGAACUUUCUGAAGGGUAUUUUGUUUGGUUUCGGUUUUCAUCCUACAAUGGUUCAUUGGAUUAUGUUGUGUGUUUCCACUACAACGUAUUCGGUGUGUGUUAAUGGCGAGGUUCAUGGUUUCUUUAAGGGUAGCAGGGGAUUAAGGCAAGGUGAUCCGGUCUCUCCUUAUUUAUUUACUCUCGUCAUGGAAGUUCUUACGGCCAUUUUACAGCAUACGGUUAGGAUUGACAAUUCGUUUAAAUUUCAUAAUAAAUGCGAACGUCAACAGAUUAUCAACCUAUGUUUCGCUGAUGAUUUGUUUAUCUUCGCGAAGGGUGAGAUUGCUUCAGCUAGAUGUAUUAUGAAGGCUCUGGAUUCGUUUACUAAAAUGUCGGGUUUGUUGGCUAGUGUUCAGAAAAGUACUGUCUUUUUCUCGAAUGUGCCAUCUUAUGUGAAAUCUGCUAUUCUGAAUAUUAUGCCUUUUAAGGAGGGUUCGUUGCCUGUGAAAUACUUGGGAGUGCCCCUUAUUUCCUCCCGGUUGCUUCAUAAAGAUUGUUUUCUGUUAGUAGAGAAGCUAGAAAAACGUAUUUUGCAUUGGCGCAAUAAGCUUCUGUCUUCUGCAGGCAGAUUGCAACUUAUAAUUUCUGUCUUAUCUUCCAUGCAUAUUUGCUGGUCUUCUGUGUUUAUUUUUCCGAACCGGGAGAUUCAAAAGCUGGAGGCUUUGAUGCGGAAUUUUUUAUGGUCUCGUGAUAGUGCGUUUCAAAAAGGCCGGUCCAAAGUUUCGUGGAAAACGGUGUAUGUUCCUAAGUUUGAGGGUGGUUUAGGUAUUCGUCGGAUCAGUGAUGUUAAUUUAGCCCUGAUGACAACUCAUAUUUGGAGUAUUCUUUCGAGGCGUCAGUCCGUGUGGGUUGAGUGGGUUCACUCUUACAGGUUGAGAGGUAAGAGUUUUUGGGUUUGUAAAAUUCCGUCUAGCUGCUGCUGGUCUUGGAGAAAGCUUCUUCAGCUCCGGCCGAUUGUUAGGAAGUUUUUUUGGUCUGAUAUUGGGAAUGGUUCGGCUACUUCAGCUUGGCACGAUAAUUGGAGUGAGAUAGGGCCGCUGGAUCAGUAUCUUUCUCCCCGAAUGAUUGCUAACGCGGGAUUUAAUAUGGAGUUAAAGGUGUCUGAUGUCAAUUCCGAUAAUUCUUGGAGCUGGCCGGUUGCGUGGCGGGAUUUGUACCCGGUUCUUAUUCAGCUUGAUAGUGUGUCUUUGCAACCGAAUAAGUCUGAUAAAGUCUUGUGGCGUCAAGGAGAUCACAAACAUGUGUUUUCGUCGUCUAGAGCUUGGGAGUCGGUUCGGUAUCAUGCUGAGGAGGUGGAUUGGUGCCGUAUUGUGUGGUUUGGUCAGUGUAUUCCGCGACAUGCUUUUCUUUUAUGGCUUAUCAUGAGAAGGAAACUGCUUACUCAAGAUAAGAUUUUGAGCUGGGAUUUCUCGCGCAGGAAAAAUAUGAAUAUGGUGUGCUGUUUGUUAUGCUAUGCUAAUCAUGACUCUCAUAGUCACUUGUUUUUUGAAUGCAAAUUCUCGACGCAAGUGUGGCUGCUGGUUAGACAAAAAGCGGGUAUGGAUUCGGUGCAUGCUAAAUGGGAUGAUAUUGUUAACUGGUUACUUGAUCGGUCCAAUUCAAAAUUGGCGUCUGUUUACGUCGCUAAGCUGAUUGUGGCGGCUACGGCUUACUACAUUUGGCAGGAGCGAAAUGCUAGAUUAUUCAGGAACCAGGUGAGGCCUCCGGAAUCUCUAAGUGAUAUUAUUAUUCAACAAGUGCGGUACAAGCUGAUUGGAGCGAAGUUGAAAAAGUGUGAAAAUGUUCGUAGGCUUUUAAGGGCUUGGGAUAUUGAAGGCUCAGUUUUGCACGAUGAUGGUGGCUGA